AUGCCACGUAACUGCACAUUCGAGAUAGAUGACUUUGAAGAGGAAUGGCAAUACCCCGAGUCAUACCACUUCAGCUACAUCCAUGCCCGCAACCUGGUAGGCUCUAUAUCAUAUUAUGAUAAGUUCUUUGCACAGGCGUACGAAAAUCUGCUCCCUGGCGGAUAUCUCGAAAUGCAAAGUACCGAAGCAAACUUCUUUUCGGAUGACGGAACUCGUGAAAGGGCAGUGACAGCCAACCUGUGGCAAAAAUUACUAGUAAAAGGGUAUCGGAAAUUUGGCAAACCGUUGAACGUCGAACAAACCUGGGCGGAAAAGAUGCGGGCUGCAGGAUUUGUAGACGUUGUUGAAGAAGUGCCUGUGGGACGAUGGUCACCAGACCCAAAGAUGAAAGAGAUAGGUCACUAUCAAGCAAUGAAUAUUCGAGAAUGGCUGGAGUCCGGCUCAGUGGCUGUUUUUACCCGGGUCCUUGGUUGGACCAUGGAAGAGCUUGAUGUACUUUUUACAGCUGUGCGGAACGACUUUACCGACCCUCAGUCACACCUCUAUGUUCAGAUGAGGUUUGUGUAUGGUCGAAGGCCGGGCUAA
Molecule: messenger RNA, 585 nt
Organism: Trichophyton verrucosum HKI 0517
Lineage: Eukaryota; Fungi; Ascomycota; Eurotiomycetes; Onygenales; Arthrodermataceae
Product: methyltransferase LaeA-like, putative
Exons: 2
Coding region: 1-585 (194 amino acids)
Source: RefSeq, a predicted model, not a curated record